CUCAGAAAUGGAGCAAAAUCCACAAAAUGGAGAGCCUGCUGAAAUUAAGAUCAUCAAAGAAGCAUACCAGAAGGCCUUUUUAUUUGUUAAUAAAGGACUAAAUACAGAUGAAUUGGGUCAGAAGGAAGAAGCAAAGAACUACUACAAGCAAGGAAUAGGACACCUGCUCAGGGGAAUCAGCAUAGUAUCAACAGAGCCUACACACACAGGCCCUGGGUGGGAAUCUGCUAGACAGAUGCAGCAGAAAAUGAAAGAAACACUGCAGAAUGUCCGUACCAGGUUAGAAAUCCUAGAGAAAGGACUUGCCACUUCUCUACGGAAUGAUCUGCAAGAGGUGCCCAAGUUAUAUCCAGAGUUCCCACCAAAGGACAUGAAUGGAAAGUCACCGGAGCCUCAGUCCUCUAGGUCACCUCCCCAGCAGGCUGAAGAAAGUAGAAACACUUCAGCCGCAGGUGCAGGGUCAGUUGCUGAACCCUCUUCUCUGUCUUUACCAUCUCCAAGCUGUCCAGCAGAUGCUCCUCCUGCUUACACUCCACAGGCAGCCGAGGGACACUACACUGUGUCCUACGGAACAGAUUCUGGGGAGGUUUCAUCAGUUGGAGAGGACUUCUACAGAAACCAUUCUCAACCACCUCCCCUUGAAAGCUUAGGGCUAGAUGCUGAUGAGUUAAUUUUGGUACCAAAUGGAGUGCAGAUUUUUUUUGUAAAUCCUGCAGGGGAAGUUAGUGCACCUUCGUAUCCUGGGUACCUUCGAAUUGUGAGGUUUUUGGAUAAUUCUCUGGAUGCAGUUCUAAACCGUCCUCCUGGGUUUCUUCAGGUUUGUGACUGGUUAUAUCCUCUAGUUCCUGAUCGAUCUCCAGUUCUGAAAUGUACUGUGGGAGCCUACAUGUUUCCUGAUACAAUGUUACAAGCUGCUGGAUGCUUUGUGGGAGUUGUCUUGUCCUCUGAACUACCAGAGGAAGAUAGAGAACUCUUUGAGGAUCUGUUAAGGCAAAUGUCUGACCUCCGGCUUCAGGCCAACUGGAACAGGGCAGAAGGAGAAGAUGAAUUGCAAAUCCCAGGAAGAACAAGACUCCCCUCUGACCAGUUGAAGGAAGCUUCUGGCAUUGAUAUAAGGCAGUCAGGUUCUUCGUUGGACCAGGCCAACAAGGAGGCACGUCAUAAAGGAAAACGGGGGAAAAAGACAAAAGAUGCUUCAACUGAAGAAGUUAAUCUGAGUAACAUUGUACCCUAUGAGCCAGUUUCAGAAGAAAAAGCAAAAGAAUUACCUGAAUGGAGUGAAAAAAUGGCUCACAACAUUUUAACAGGAGCUUCCUGGGUGAGUUGGGGCUUAGUUAAAGGGGCUGAAUUUACCGGCAAAGCAAUCCAGAAAGGUGCGUCUAAACUCCGAGAACGGCUUCAGCCAGAAGAAAAACCAGUAGAAGUUAGUCCAGCUGUCACCAAGGGACUUUAUAUAGCGAAGCAGGCUACUGGUGGAGCAGCAAAAGUCAGUCAGUUCCUAGUUGAUGGAGUUUGUACUGUAGCAAAUUGUGUUGGUAAAGAACUAGCUCCACAUGUCAAGAAGCAUGGAAGCAAACUUGUUCCUGAAGCUCUUAAAAGGGACAAAGAUGGAAAAUCUACCCUGGAUGGUGCAAUGGUGAUUGCAGCAAGUAGUGUUCAAGGAUUUUCAACUGUCUGGCAGGGCUUGGAAUGUGCAGCUAGAUGCAUUGUUAAUAAUGUUUCAGCAGAAACUGUACAGACUGUCAGAUACAAAUACGGGCAUAAUGCAGGAGAAGCUACACAUAGUGCAGUGGAUUCUGCUAUCAACGUUGGUGUAGCUGCCUACAACAUUGACAACAUUGGUAUCAAAGCCAUGGUGAAGAAAACUGCAAAACAAACAGGACAGACACUCCUUGAGGACUAUCGGAUCAUCGACAGUUCUCAGAAGGAAAUUCAAGGAGCAGCAGGAAAUGCAGACUUGAAAAGAGAGGAUGAAGAGACCAAGGAAGUAGAGAAGAAAGAGACAAAGAAGGAUGAGAAGUGAUGGAAAUACUAGGAAGUAACCUAUACCAAAGCCUUAUCACAUGGAAGAAAUUUUGUUAAAUAGUCCAGUGGUGGAAUUCUCCCCAGAUGAGUCAAUAUUUUUUAAAUGCAUUUAUUCCUGUAAAGUGACAGUCCCACUUUUUGGAGCUUGUAUUCUACUUGCAAGGAAAAUAAUCAGCAUUCUUGCACUGGACUUUGGAAAUAUGCACACAGUAGUCUCAAUAAGUUUAUUUUCUCCUGAAUGUGGCUACAGUAUUUUUGCAGUUAAAAUAAAGCUUUAAUAUAUGUGCUUUAACCUAAUUUAACCUAACCCUGAACUAUUUUUGUAUUUGCUAGCAUUUAGAAAGUCAAAUAGGAAGUUAUAUAUUUACAUAAACCUCACAUGUAGUACCUUAGUUCUAUUUAUACUGAAACAGAUUGAAAAUAUUGUCUCCUCUUUUUGCACUAAUUGUGGAUCUUUAUAGAUGCCCCGUUUGAAUUUUCAGUAUAUAAGCUAAACAAGAGCAGUAAUGUUACAAUUUAAAAAAAAUUCUCAGACAACAUUUUAAAAGACUUCAAAUCAGGGAAGUCUUAGAAGAUUACUUGGUAGCUUACCCAUCUGUUAGGAAAUGAGAUGGCUUUCUGAGUUGAAAUGAACAAAAUACAUCUUUAAGUCUUUUGGAGAUUGAGACUAGUAGUAAUAUAUUAGGAGCCUAGAUAAUUUUUCAGUAUUAGUAAUAAAGUGAAGUGAUAUUAUCAGCUUAAUUGGACAAAUAGGUACAUAAAUCAUUUUACCAAUAUCUGCUUCUGUAAGCCUAGUAACUACUUUAUAAGAAUGAAAGUAUGAACAGAGAUCAGUUUACUUUUACUUUUUGAUUCAAUCAUUGGAAUUUGUGUUAAAAAUACAAAAAGUUAUUAAGAAAGGAAGUUCCUACUCAUGAUCAAGGUAAAGAAUAUGUGUAGUCAUGGUAGUUUCUACUUUGGCAAAGGACAUGAUGCUUUUUUUUAAGUUACAAAUAUGUAAUCUGAUACCUAAUCGCAUUUAUUUUGGAUUAUUGAUUUUAAAAGAUUGGUAUUGGUUUGUGUAGCUCUAGUCUAUUCAUUUCUAAACUUCUAGUGGCUCCCUAGUUAAUGGACUAUAUUUGAAGCUGGUAAAAUAAUGCUUUGUGUGAAUAAAUAAUUCUCUGAAUUGGCCUCAGA
This is a messenger RNA of Dipodomys ordii (Ord's kangaroo rat), 3201 nucleotides long. RefSeq names its product spastic paraplegia 20 (Troyer syndrome) (gene Spart). Gene Ontology annotation, biological process: cell division; negative regulation of BMP signaling pathway. The coding region runs from base 8 to 2023 and encodes 671 amino acids. The record is from RefSeq and is a predicted model, not a curated record. Gene Ontology annotation, cellular component: plasma membrane. NCBI's taxonomy places the organism in Eukaryota, Metazoa, Chordata, Mammalia, Rodentia, Heteromyidae. The transcript is spliced from 9 exons.